Molecule: messenger RNA, 1070 nt
Organism: Amblyraja radiata (thorny skate)
Lineage: Eukaryota; Metazoa; Chordata; Chondrichthyes; Rajiformes; Rajidae
Gene: unc119a1
Product: unc-119 lipid binding chaperone a1
Exons: 5
Coding region: 311-985 (224 amino acids)
Biological process (GO): visual perception; positive regulation of protein tyrosine kinase activity; nervous system development
Cellular component (GO): spindle midzone; spindle pole; centrosome
Molecular function (GO): lipid binding
Source: RefSeq, a predicted model, not a curated record
CAGUGUUGCGCUCCGCGUUGGAUACAUUCAGCCGCUCCGGAGAGAAGCGGCGGCGGCGCCGGCACCGGGACAGGGAGGAGGCCAGGAGCCGCACCGGGUGGAGCGGGGCCGGGAGCGAAGGAGCAGAGACUGGAACCUGGGGAGCGGAGUCCAGAGCCGGGAGCGGUGCUGAGAACGGAGGGAGAACUGCGAGAAGCAGCGAAGCCUGGGCUGAAGGAGCGGGUCCCGGGCAGCGGAGCCCGGAGCUGAAGAGCUCGGAGUCCGGAGCGAAGGCAGCGGCUGAGGCUCUGCUCCGGGCCGGCUCUCGGACAUGAGUUUCUCGGGCACCAGGACCCUGAGCAGCGCCGCCCAGAAAGCCGAGGCGGUCGUGAUGAAGGUGAAGUCGGCGCCGGAGGGGGUGUGGGCGACCACCGAGGAGGAGCUGCUGAAGAAGGAGAGUGUGACCCCGGACGACGUGCUGGGGCUACAGAGAAUCACCCAGGGGUACCUGUGCGCCCCCGAGGACAACGUCUACAACAUUGACUUCACGAGGUUCAAGAUCCGGGACAUGGAAUCGGGGGCCGUGCUGUUUGAGAUCACCAAGCCCCCCGCGGCGGAGCGGGAGCAGUGUGACCGCAAGGAGACCGAUGCCAAUGCCGGACGGUUCGUGCGCUACCAGUUCACGCCCGCCUUCCUGCGUCUGCGUCAGGUCGGCGCCACGGUGGAGUUCACUGUGGGUGACAAACCCAUCAACAACUUCCGGAUGAUCGAGAGGCACUACUUCCGGGAGCAGCUGCUCAAGAGCUUUGACUUUGAGUUUGGUUUCUGCAUCCCCGGCAGCAAGAACACCUGCGAGCACAUCUAUGACUUUCCCCAGUUGUCCGAGGAGCUGAUCCAGGAGAUGUCCGCCCGGCCCUACCACACCCGCUCCGAUAGCUUCUACUUUGUGGACAACAAGCUGGUGAUGCACAACAAGGCCGACUACGCCUACGGGAGUGGCCCCUGAGCCCCCCGGACCCCGGACCCCUGGAGCCACGACGUCGCCAGGACCUCUCCUCAGCACUCUCGGAACACACCCCCUCCCCCUCAUC